AUGAACACCCAGGUAACACCAAUUUCGUCUCCCUACUUUGAGAAAGCCGCUGUUGAUUUUGUUGGCCAAGGUUUAAUCAGCGAUCAAUCUGUUAAAACAAGUAAGAGAAAAUAUAAGAAUUCUGACGCAGUUGUCAGGGCUACGAAUUUCGAGAAAUCUCUAAGGGGUAAUAUUGAUCAAGACGUGGGUAGCGAAUCCGUUGUUAAAGUCAGAGAGGGGAAGGGGCAUGGGAGGAAAAGAAGCUCAAGGAAGAAGAAGGAGGAGAAAAAUUGUUACACAGCUCUUAAAGAGACAGUGAAGAACAACGUUGUUGUUUCUCCGUAUUUCGAGAAAUAUCUCCAGGGUAAUAUUAAUGAAGACAUGGGUUUGGAAUCUGUUGCAAAUGUUAGAGUGGGGAAGAAGCGUAAGAGGAAAAGAAGCUCAGAGGAGGAGGAGGUGAAAAUUUGUGAGACACAUGUGAAUGAGAAAGUGAAGAACGUUGUUGUUUCUCCCUAUUUCGAGAAACCUAUCAAGGGGAAUAUUAAUGAAGAUAUGGGUAGCGAAACUGUUGCAGAUGUUAGAGAGGGAAAGGAGCAUAAGAGGAAAAGAAGCUCAAGAAAGGAGAAGAAGAAAACUUGUGACACAGAUAUCAUAGAGAAUGUGAAGAAUGUUGUUGUUUCUCCAUAUUUCAAGAAGCCUCUCAAGGGUAAUAUUAAUGAAGAUAUGGGUAGUGGAUCUGUUACAAAUGUCAGGGAGGGGAGGGAGCAUAAGUGUAAAAGAAGCUCUAGGAAGGAGAAAUGUUGUGGCAUUGAUAUUGUAGAUAAAGUGAAGAGCGUUGUCGUGUCUCCAAAUUUCAAUAAAUCUCUCAAGGGGGAUGUUGAUGAAGACAUGGAUAGAAAAUAUGUUGUUAAUGUGAGAGUGGGGAAAGAGUGUAAGAGGAGAAGAAGCUCAAAGAAGAAAGAGGGCGAGGCACAAGUCACGGAGGUUACUUGUUCUCCAUAUUUUGAGAAUGAUGUACAGGAGAACACAGAGAAUGUCUUUGUUGUGCCAUUGAAACAGGUUGAACGGGAAGAUAGAGGAAACGGACCUGUCAAAGAAGUUAGAAUUCUUGAUGUUAAGCCCAAGGAUAAUGGGGAAGUGGGGAAGAAAAAGAAGCAUAAACGAACAGCAAUGAAGGAAGUGCCAAUUCAGUCUCCGUAUUUUGAAAAAGCUGUUAGCUUUGAUGAAAUAAGUGGCAUCGAGCCUUUGGUCUCUAUGCAAGUCAGUGAGGUGAAUAGUGUAGGCAAAAAAGAGAGGGGGAAACCGGUUAAGGAACAGAAACAUGCGUGUGAAACAAAAAUGAGUGAGUGUUAUGGUGUUGACAAUGUGAAAAUUGGAGUUAAACACAAUUCUCUUGCUCCAAAUACUAAUGCUAAUAAUUCUGAUUGUAAUAGUGACCCAGUCCAAAACAAAGGUGAAAAGGAGACAGCUGAAAGGGACAUGGAAUUGGAAGCAGGGGUCAACAAUAGUAUGGAGGCAAAACAACUGCAUGGUCUUUCAGUUGAUGAAGAUGUUAGUUCUGUGCCUGUUGAUUUUGAGGCUAGAGCUGUGGGUCAGAACAUUGAUGAUUUUUUCUUUCAAUUUGCAUAUAAAGGUGGAAGCUUUAUGAAGUCAAAACAUGGGGCUGAAAAUAGUGAGAAUUCCUCUCAGGGGAUCAACAAUGAAGAUCAAAAUGACAAGUUGGGUGAGGUUUCAAAACCUGCUUUACUCGUAAAAGAUGUGACACAUUCAUUUGUUCGUUGCCAAGAAGGAUCCUUCUAUGCUGAUGGUCAAGCUGCUUUGUCUGGGGAUAAGAGGAUUAAGAGAAAAAUACGCAAAAAUGUUAAAGUUGUUUCUCCUUAUUUUGUGAAUUCACAGGCUGGGGAAGUUGUAGAAAAUGGAGGUCGGCAUAUCAAAAUUAAAACUAAAAAAUCUUCAAAGAAGCGCCUCCCCACAAAAAAACUUUCUCCCUACUUUAACAAUUUAAAGCAAGAACAGGACAAUGGAGUUACUGAUUCCUUGGAGGGGAAAACAGAUUCAACAAAGCCUAAAAAAGGCCCUGCAAAAACUAAAACUACAGUGUUAAUCAAACCUGUUCUCUCUGCUGCUCAGAAGCGAGAUGAAGCUUAUCUAAGGAGGAUGCCAGAUAACAAUUGGAUACCGCCUCGUUCGCCUUAUAAUCUCCUUCAAGAAGAUCAUGUCCAUGAUCCAUGGAGGGUGCUGGUGAUUUGCAUGCUUCUUAAUCGCACAACUGGUUUGCAGGCUGGGAGAGUCAUAUCGACUCUAUUCACGUUGUGUCCACACGCAAAAACUGCUACAGAAAUUGCUGCCGAGGAUAUUGAGAAAGUGAUACAACCUUUAGGCUUGCAUAAGAAGAGGGCAGUUAUGAUCAAGCGUUUCUCUCUGGAAUAUUUGGGAGAUGGUUGGACUCAUGUGACACAGCUGCAUGGUGUUGGCAAGUAUGCAGCUGAUGCUUAUGCAAUAUUUUGUACCGGCAAAUGGGAUCGUGUAAGGCCAACAGAUCACAUGCUAAAUAAAUACUGGGGCUUUCUCACUGAACUUCAUGCAAAUGAGGUAAACUUAUGGAGUAUAAUUUAACAGCAAAGAGUCAGUGCCUUGAAGGAAUUUGCAAGGGGCUUUAUAUGUGAUGAUUUUGCAAUCUUUCAAGUGAAUGUUUUGUACU
Ipomoea nil (Japanese morning glory) is the source of this 2680-nucleotide messenger RNA. RefSeq lists its product as uncharacterized. The coding region runs from base 1 to 2595 and encodes 864 amino acids. The record is from RefSeq and is a predicted model, not a curated record. NCBI's taxonomy places the organism in Eukaryota, Viridiplantae, Streptophyta, Magnoliopsida, Solanales, Convolvulaceae. The transcript has 5 exons. Gene Ontology annotation, molecular function: catalytic activity; DNA binding. Gene Ontology annotation, biological process: DNA repair. Gene Ontology annotation, cellular component: nucleus.